Molecule: messenger RNA, 347 nt
Organism: Elaeis guineensis (African oil palm)
Lineage: Eukaryota; Viridiplantae; Streptophyta; Magnoliopsida; Arecales; Arecaceae
Source: RefSeq, a predicted model, not a curated record
CCAAGUAAAAUGAUCCGUGAACGGCACUCUUACUCUCUCCUCCUUGCUCAUUAAAUAGAAGGCGGCUCCAACCCUGUGAACGAUCACACCCUCUUGCGUCCCCUCACCACCUUGUGUCAUGGAUAUUGCACUUAGAGACCAUGUCUUCUCCUCUCUUCUCCACUGGAUCGAUCUCUUCACUCUCUUUCUAUCCAUCUCAAUAGAAGCCUACAUUUUUGUCCACAAAUGGAACCCCACGUACCACCUCUUCCCCAUGUCAUGCAUGCUUCUCCUCUCAGCCCUCCAACGCCUGGUAUUCACGCCCAGGCAAGUCUACCUCGUAGACUUCUCUUGUACCAAGCCUCCAA